This is a messenger RNA of Gambusia affinis (western mosquitofish), 3575 nucleotides long. RefSeq names its product semaphorin-7A. The transcript is spliced from 14 exons. The record is from RefSeq and is a predicted model, not a curated record. The coding region runs from base 56 to 1882 and encodes 608 amino acids. NCBI's taxonomy places the organism in Eukaryota, Metazoa, Chordata, Actinopteri, Cyprinodontiformes, Poeciliidae. Gene Ontology annotation, molecular function: chemorepellent activity; semaphorin receptor binding; integrin binding. Gene Ontology annotation, biological process: positive regulation of axon extension; positive regulation of ERK1 and ERK2 cascade; axon guidance.
UAGUACAAAUGUGACCGACGGACGGGCUGUUUAUUGACUUAAUUGCUUUGACAGAAUGUUCACUUUACUGCUACUACUUUUCGCUCAUUGUUUAAGCGAAGCGAACUUACAUUCACCGAGGAUGAUAUUCAAAUACAAAGAGACUCCAGUUAAAAGGUUUCCAUUGCGUGAACAAAAUUUACCAGUUCAGAUUCUCUUGGGAGAAUGGCCGGCUGAUGUUACAUCUGUUGAAAAGACCAACCUGACUUUCUACAACUUUAAUGACACUGGGGAGGAUCCCAAAGACAUGAAGAUCCACUGGAAUGAUUGCAAUGACUGCAAAAUUGCAAUGGUUCAUCAGAGGGAAGAAGGAAAGCCGCUGUUUGUUUGUGUGACCAAAGAAAGGACAACAGAUUGCUGUGACCUGGAUUCAUCAGGGUCACUCACAUGUGCUAAAAUUGACUAUAUUAAAGAAUUUAACAUUAAGGAAGGCGAAAAAUCUGCUCUUGAUGAAACUGAUGCAAAAAUACAUCUCUACGUUACAUCCUCUGGAGCGUACGAGAAUGUUGGCAUCCACAAGUUUGGAAGUAAUAGAGUGGGACCAAUCAAUCAUGAGAACGAGCAGUACUAUUUGGGAUUGGUUCUGAGCAAAAGAAAAGACGAGCCAUUGCAGAACAAAGUUUAUUCUUUCUAUAAGCAGAAAAACAAAGACAUAAGCCCGGGCAGUAACAUGUGGCUCCCCUUUGUCAGCCAAGUUUGCACGGCUGAUAUGGGGGGUCCCAAGAACAAGCUGCAGUUUGGUUGGACGUCUCUGAUGAAUGCAAGGCUCUACUGUGGUAACCCAGGCAACAAACAACAUUUCUUUGAGCUGGUGGAUGUGGCUACUGUACAUUCAGACCAUUGGCAGGACACCAGAGUUUAUGCACUGUUCAGAAAUGAAUGGGGCAUGAGCGCUGUGUGCAUCUACACAAUAGGAGACAUUGAAAAAGUUUUCUCCACAUCUCCCUUUAUUGAUUCAAAGAGCGAUGAUGACAGAAAAAAGUGUGUUCCUGACAGCACCAAGAUUCCUACUGAUAUCCUGAGCAGAGUCGAAAAGGUUUCGGAGAUGAAGGAGUGGGUGAACCCCACGUUGGGCCCAGUUCUCUUCAACCAUCACAACUACACCCGAAUCUUUGUUGAUGCUUCCCAAGGGAAUCAACACACAGUUAUGUUUCUCUCUCUAAAUAAUGGUGCUAUUCACAAGGCAUUACAGAUGGAAAAUCAUUCGUACAUCAUCGCUGAGUAUCAACCUUUCAACUACUCAGCCCACAUCCUCAACCUCGUCCUUGACUCCUCUACUAAAAAGCUGUACGUGAACUCAAAAACUGAGCUGGUCCAAAUUGACGUGGGAAACUGCGGCCAGUAUGGAAAGAACUGUCAGGAUUGUGUUCUGUCCAGAGAUCCAUAUUGUGGCUGGAAAAAUGAACAAUGCACCUCUGAGACGAGUGGUGAACGUCAUGAUGUGGUCCACAGGAACCUCACGAUUUGUUUGAACAAUCAAGCAUCGUCACUUCCACUCUCUGCUGAAGGCACCAAUGGACACGCAGACAAGUUAGUGAAAAGGAUCAAAGUUCCCUUUGAGUCCAGCUACUUCCUGCGAUGUCCAGUAUCAUCUCAUCGUGCCCAGUAUACCUGGAAAACUCCUGAGGGCUCCAGUUCCUGUAACCCGAGGGACGACCAGUGUCUUCUGCUGAUUGACAGCAUGACUCUCAAUCAUCAGGGAACGUAUAGUUGUGAGUCUGAGGAAAUGGGCUAUCGAAAAAUCCUGGCAAAGUACGAGCUGACACUUUCAUCUGCAGGACGGACAUUUGGUCCGACUGUCUGGAUCUCUGUUGCAGCUGUCUUCAAAAGUGUCUGGUUUUAGUUUUGAGCCUUUAAGCAUAUUUUUAAUAGCAGCAAAUUAAUUCUUGAACAAGAUCCAGCAGAGCUUGAAGUCGGUGUGGUCAAACAGACUCUCCAAAGUGCAAAUAUUGUUGCAAAAAAGAAGAAAAAUAAUCAUGGUGAAAGAAUGUGAAACAGACUCAAAGGUCACUUUAGCAGCAGCACAGUUCUUGUGUUUAGGUGUUCCUUUACAUUAUUUACUAGAUAUUUAAAAAAUGUGUUAUGGACAUUUAUUUCAAGAUGGUCAUUAUUGAUGUAACAGAGCUAAAAUGUGCUUAGCAGUUGUUCUAAUCUAUAAAAGGACUUCCUUUUACAGGUCCUGUUGAAGGACUUCCUGAAAAAGUAAGUCCAUAUUUGGACUUCCUAGUAUAGACUUUCUGAAAUAAGAAGUCCAUACUUCCUUUUUCAGUACAAAAGGAAGUAUGCUACAUCCCUUUGCCACAAAACUAAAACAUAAACAUAAACGUCAAUUAUUAAUUUACAUUCACCUGCAAAUAACAUCACCAAUGUGUUGUUAGGUUGCAGGUUUCGUUUUGAUGGCAGACAUGAUAAAAUCUGAUUGAGGUGUUUAUGAAACGGAAGUGUAAACUUGCAUUAUGAAUCAAGACAAAUUUAGUGACAUGCUACAGCAGCAGAACCAGGCAGGUGCAGAGAGGCCCAAUGUUAUCAUCCUCCUGAGUAAAUCUGAUGAGGAUCCAGUCAUUUCUGCUACAGGGAACUGUCCAACACACACUUUCAAUUCCUCACACAAAUGCACCAGGAUUAAAGUGAGUGCGGUUCUGCAGACCUAGCUGCAUGUUAGGCCUAACAUUGCACUUACACAUACAGCUUCCAGAUUCAGCUAUAUGUGUAGGUGACUAAGUGAUAUGGAAGGUGAAGUGCAUGAUUAUCACAGAACUGUCUGAAAGUUGUUUUUAGUAAUUAAGACUCAAAGUGUGCUCCCAACAUCUGUAGUUCAGUCAUAUGAGCUGUUCUUUUACAUAUUUUAUUAGUAGGAAAAUGUAAAUUGCUUUCCAUAUCUACUCCUAGCCAUAAGGGAUUUUGAAAUUGUGCCAAAAGGAAAUGUUGAAGAGAUAUGAAUAUUUUUGCAAAGUGUGGUUAUUUCAGUUGGUGGGCUUUUUAAAUAUAUGAUGCUAUUAUUUUUGGAAUGAGACAUAUUUACAGUCUGAGUGCUGUCAUCAAGAGAUGAUUUCACAGGAGAUAUUUUAAAAUUGUGCUUUUUUUGUAUGAGAGAUAUGAUGCAGAACUUUGCACAUAUGAACCUACGCUGGAACUACCUCAUUGGCCAUGACGUUUGUAUUUCACCACAUUGAGCCAUUCUGUAUUAUUGAAGUCUUUUUCUAGAAAACUGAAAAGGACAUUCUCAUUUCUGAAAUGUUGUUUAUAAAUACAUUUUUCAUGCAUAGUGCAAGAUAACUGGACUAACACUGUGUUCGUCAAGCAAUGUUGCAAUUUGAUUAGUUUAUUUGUCUUUAUUAUAAAGAGGUGGUGUAAUUUUUUUAGUGUUGGAGUGUAAAAAAGUUUAUUCUUUUACAAAGCCAAGAAAUUAAAAAAUACAUAUUUUUUAAUAUCACAAUCAUUUCUUGUUAUAUUCUCUGUUCGUCUACCAUUUCAUGAGUAAGAAGAGUGACUGAAAGAAUUUGUUAAUAAAACUUUUCUUCAUUAUUUAAUCAUUA